This is a messenger RNA of Fusarium pseudograminearum CS3096, 339 nucleotides long. RefSeq lists its product as uncharacterized. The transcript has 3 exons. The record is from RefSeq and is a predicted model, not a curated record. Bases 1 to 339 code for a protein of 112 amino acids. Lineage: Eukaryota; Fungi; Ascomycota; Sordariomycetes; Hypocreales; Nectriaceae.
AUGUCUCGCCGAUUCUUUACCACCUCAGCUGCUGCUCACGCUAUAAAACGAAUCAUUGGAUACCCAAUCGAGAAGCUUGAGCCACAAUGGAGAUCUGCUGUGGAAACCUACAAGAACAAUGGCGCUAAAGAGAGGACGGGACAAGAUGUGAAGGCAGUUCUGAUCAACUGUCCUGCUGAUGGCUCCAGCCCCGUCCAUACUUCUAGGUACAACCCAAGCGACAAAAGAGAGAUAAUCAGCGCCAAGAUGAAACUGGCAGAUGGUACUAUUGCACCGGGCACUCAUCAUAUAUUUGUUGAUGGAAAAGGCACCUCCAGAAAGGGUCAAACGCCAAAGUAG